GAGAAAAAAAAGCCAUUGGAAAAAAGUGAAAGACGAGCUCUGAUUGGUCAGAUAUACAACACCACCUAGAUUUUUUAGGUGCAGUUGUAAGUGCCUGUUGGCUCUGCUCGCUAUUUCACUUCAGUCUAUCCGUACACCACCACAAGUACAGUGUUUGUUUGCUUCUUCUACAACACUUCCAGUCUCCCAAACGCAUGGUCCAUUGCGGGAUUUAGGACCAACUGUCUUUGUGAAUUGGCUGAUCCCGUCUUCUCGGGCGCUUUCCAGCAACCAUUACCACGACUUUGGGCCAACAAACAUUCCUUAGUCGAAAGCCCAGCAGAGUGCUCUUAGCGAAGGCUAUCUCAUUAAAUCCGAAAAAGACAUUCGUCAACGCCAGCCAAAGACAAUGCUGACCCAAGAGUUCGUUUCGACCAUCUGCGGUCCUCCUCUCGCUGCCAACACAGCUAUUUCCAAGGACGUCGGCAUCUACUCUCACUCCCUCACACCAUCCCACACCAUCAAGGCAUCUUUCAAGAAGAGUUCCACCCCUGUCAACGGUCUAGCCGUCAGUGAGUCUCAUAUUUUUGCGGCACAAGACCAGAAGGCGCAUGUCCACGUCUACUCGCGUAUACGCGGCAACCAGGAGGCUCUCGUGCCGUUCCCUGAGAGGAUCCGCAGCUUGGCACUCGCUGGUCAGGUGUUAGUCGUGGGCUCUACAGAGGGCAGACUAUUUCUCUGGGAGACGUGUACAGGCCGGCUAGUGUCAACACCACCUUGCCAUGUUCAAGCUGUUUCUUGCUUGGCCGUGACGCCAUAUCACAUUCUAUCUGGUUCUGAUGACUCAAACAUCAACGUUUGGUCAAUAUCCCGACUUUUGGAGCUCGAUGCUCAGGCGGAGCAAGAGCCUGAUUUAACCCUCUCUAACCAUCGUGGUGCUAUCACAAGUCUAACUGUCGGUCCUGGCACCAACCCGGAAACUAGCAUAUGCGUGUCCGCCAGUAAGGACAAGACAUGCAUCAUCUGGAACUACCAGACCGGCCAGCUUCUCCGUACACUGCUCUUCCCAGCCUUCCCUCUCUGCGCCCGUCUAGACCCAAGUGCCAGGGCACUAUUCGUAUCUUCUGAGGCCGGUGCUGUCUACCUUGUCGAGCUAUUCGGUGGUGGCAAACCGUUACUUGGUUCCCGAAGCACAGAGCUGCCGUCUAUUGUCGUGCAAAUCAACACCCCGCUUGCUGUUUCGGAUCCAGAAGUCGGACAGCCAUCAUGCCUUGCUCUUACAUAUGACGGCACUUCGAUAUUGUCCGGACACACCAAGGGCAAGAUUCUACGGUGGAGUCUGGCCGAAAACGGCCACUCUACAGACGUUGCGAAUCUAAAUGCUUCUGUCACCAACCUGUGUUUCAUACCUCCGCUAUCAACUGAGCAACCAACAAAGACGGUAUUCAUAGUGAAACCAAACCAGAGCCUAAAGCGGUACAACUUUACGGCCCAGCUUACCACGGAUCUGGGGGAGUAUACAAAGCUUGACCAGCUGCUCAAGACCAAUGGGAUCCCAUCGGAAACUCUUGAGGCAGCAAUUUCAUCUGUAACAAAUCCAUCAGAGACUCAACAAGAUGACGAACUUGCUAGACAGGACGCACAGUUCCGGGCCAUCAUAAACAGCUGCAACCUACUCCAAGACCCGAUUAGUUGGAUAUCUGCUGCAAGCGCACACCCUUACAGCAGUUAGCCUCCCAAAUACUUUAAUGUGUAAUCUCCUGAGAGCACGCAUAAACCGUCCACAGUCGAACCUCGUUUCGGAUUAGUUCAUGUUGCUUCCCGCCUCUUUUCUCAGCCUCAACGCUCUAGCAUGUCCUAUGUAACAAGUCGUACAACUCACAUUGCUGGCCUCGUUCACUCUUCUCCUUCCAAGCUGGUCCUCCCGAGAAAUAUGUCAAAGCGUACAGCAUGUUGCACAUGUGUCACAACUCACGUUCUCUGGGAGAAGCAUUCUCAACUUGACUUCCCUGUUUGGAGAACUGAAUUCGUGGUGGCUGCCAUAACCCGCACCUGGAGUUGCAUCGCACCGGUUCGGAGUAACGUGCAUCUCAGUGAAAAAGUUCUUGCAGCAAAGUGUGGCUGCAUUUCAGUUUCGUUUCUUGUUUAACGCAAGGGAUUCUCUAAUGCAGAUGAUAAAUGCUGUGGGCGCUAGUCUUGGAUUUUCAUGCAAGGGAUUCCGACACGCUCUGCGAGUGUAACAUCUGUCACUUCUCUAGGUAAAAGCGUCAGCCAGAUCCGAUAAACGGGCUUGUCGUUUAAAUAAACUUGACCAUAUCGGGAGGGACUUGCAGUCGUAUUUGCUGGGGAAAUGACACUACCCGAUACUGACCCAGCUGAGGUUUUCUGAUUGAUCAUAACAUUAUCGUCAUCCAAAUUGAAACUUUUUCGUUCUAUGCAACUGAUGAUGC
Messenger RNA from Fusarium verticillioides 7600, 2429 nucleotides. RefSeq lists its product as hypothetical. The transcript is spliced from 2 exons. Gene Ontology annotation, biological process: rRNA processing; DNA-templated DNA replication. Gene Ontology annotation, cellular component: nuclear pre-replicative complex. Lineage: Eukaryota; Fungi; Ascomycota; Sordariomycetes; Hypocreales; Nectriaceae. Bases 389 to 1711 code for a protein of 440 amino acids. The record is from RefSeq and is a predicted model, not a curated record. Gene Ontology annotation, molecular function: protein binding.